AUGACGGGGACUCCUCUGCUCUCUGCAGCCCUGCUGCUAGUGCUGCUACCUGGGACUCUGACUCAAACGACUGAAGAGGUUCCCAUCGACGUGGUGGUGGAGAACACUUUACUACAAACCAAGCCUGAGACCUUCAGCACGCAUGUGGUGCACGGAGGGAAUCUGCUGGGCGCCAUGAAGAGACUCAUGGCCUCCAACGCUGACUUUAAGUUCUCCUACACAAAGGAUCCUAACUUCGGCCCGUACCUGGAGAGUGUGAACGGAGUGGCUGGAAACGAUGCCGACCACACGUACUGGGAGCUGCUGGUCCAGACUCCGGGCGGUAAAACCAUCAGACCGGACGUCGGUAUUGGAUGUUACAUCCCGAGUGCACGCGAGCAGAUCAUCCUGAGAUUUAUAAAAUGGUGA
Cyclopterus lumpus (lumpfish) is the source of this 408-nucleotide messenger RNA. RefSeq names its product transcobalamin-1-like. Gene Ontology annotation, biological process: cobalamin transport. Gene Ontology annotation, molecular function: cobalamin binding. The transcript has 4 exons. The record is from RefSeq and is a predicted model, not a curated record. Bases 1 to 408 code for a protein of 135 amino acids. NCBI's taxonomy places the organism in Eukaryota, Metazoa, Chordata, Actinopteri, Perciformes, Cyclopteridae.